CUCAAAUUGUGCAUCAUUUCUUACAAAAAUACCUUAAUUUUUUCUUCACUCUCAGAGUAGAUUAUAAAUGGGAAAAGAUUUUUCUGUUCAUGAAUUUACCGAUGCAUCCCCUCCCAAAAAGCUCAAACUUUUCGGUUUCGAGCUUAAUCCACAUGAAAAUCCUUCUGCAGAAAGGGAUGAAAGUGUAAAUUCAUCGUCGUCUUCCUCUAUUGUGACAAAUCAAAAACAUGUUUCGGAAGCGAAAAGUUCAACAGAUGACAAAAAAUUCGUGUGCCAAUUUUGUUAUAAGGAAUUUGCAAAUUCACAAGCAUUGGGAGGCCAUCAAAAUGCCCACAAAAAGGAGAGAAUGAGAAAAAAAAGGCUGCAGCUUCAAGCAAGAAAAGCCAGUAUUAGUUAUUUCACUCAACCUUUUCAAAAUAGCCAUUACUUCAAUUUCCAUCGCUCGGGAUUUGCGAUUUACCAGGAGUCGCAAAUCAACUCCCACCCCUACAAUUGUAGAGUGGAGGCUGAUAUCAACGGCCACGAGAUUUCCAUGUCCGCUGCUGCCGCGGCCCUGCCUGCACAAGAUAAACACUCCAGGUUCACUCUUACACACGCAGGCAAAUCAAGAACCACCAAGCUUGUCAGCAACCCUUCUUAUUUGCCUAGUUCUAAGCAGAAAUUCGAAUGUUUAGAUCUCCAGUUAGGUUUGAGCUUUUGUUCCAGGCGCCACUAGAUAAGAUUUGAAAUCAUUAUUUAUGGUUAGUUUGAAGUUGAGCAAUAACAUACAUAAAAUUUGUAGUUUCA
Molecule: messenger RNA, 786 nt
Organism: Olea europaea var. sylvestris
Lineage: Eukaryota; Viridiplantae; Streptophyta; Magnoliopsida; Lamiales; Oleaceae
Product: zinc finger protein 5-like
Exons: 1
Coding region: 68-715 (215 amino acids)
Biological process (GO): cytokinin-activated signaling pathway; trichome differentiation; gibberellic acid mediated signaling pathway
Cellular component (GO): nucleus
Molecular function (GO): transcription cis-regulatory region binding; DNA-binding transcription factor activity
Source: RefSeq, a predicted model, not a curated record